UAACAAAAUAAAGAUAUCUUUAUUUUUUAGUUCGAUCUACCACCAAAGUUCGUUUUACGAAUACCGGAUCGAGUUGCGCCAACGAGACAUCAACGGUACUAUUGUCAACAGAGGGUCAAUAUUGGUUCUCUAAUCCAGGAUCCAGGAAAUAUUUUUCAAUUAAUUAACAUUCGUGACUCGUUAACAUCCGCUUAUAAAACAAUAAGAUAAUUGUUGUAGCGUUUCAGAGCAUUUGUCGUUCUCGGAGUGUAAGCCUAUAAAACCAUGCUAGCAAGUACAAAAGUUGAACAACCGAUCCACAGGAGUGUCGUGUGCAAACCUUAUACAAAAGAUAAACUUAGUACAGUAGGCAUUAACAUCAUGAGUAUGGUUAAUGUAUUCGUUACCUUAAUGAUACUUUACUUACCUUACCUAACACUGGCAGAGGAACUGUUUUCUGGUCAAAUGGAACUGCGAAUAACGAGUCUCGGGGCUACAGAGUCGAUCAGAUGCACUAAAGAGAACCAAGGCAAUGAUUUGGUAGUAUGGAAUCAUAAUGAAGAGAACGUAAGCAUCAAUGAUAUUCUUUCUGCUUCUGACCCAGACCACAGGAAUAGAUAUAGCGUCCAGAGUGACGAUGCAAAUGGGCAUUACGAUCUACAAAUAAAAUACAUCAAACCCGAGGACACGGGAAUAUGGGAAUGUAAAUAUGGACCACAGAAACAAGUAGAACAUUUAAUCAAGUCGGUUAGUAUUGUAAUUCCACCAUAUGACGGUUUCCCAACAUGUGAUAUAUCAUCUUCUUCACCCAGUAUCAGUGUCGGAGACUCUUUUCAACUAACGUGUAACUCAGGUGGAGGUUUUCCACCUCCCACUCUCCGUUGGGUGCGAAACGGAGUCGAGUUGUCACGAACAAAUGAGGCAAAUGUUCUUGUGUUAGAUCGCUUAGCUGAACUUUCUGAUACCGAUGUACAAUAUUCGUGUGAAAUACAAAGCUUGGCGUUAAAGACGUCACGUAAUUGCACGCAGACCGUUACUGUUAAAGAAGGAUCAUCAUCAUCAAUCAUGUUCGACGCACUGGCGAUUUUCGGAAUAUUGUGCGGAGUGUUUCUUUUCUUUAUAAUUAUGAUGGCUAUAGCCUGGGGCAAUGGUCGUUCCAAGGCAAUCAAGCAAACAAAUGAAAAGAUUAGAAAAUCCACGGAGACAUUGGCGGAAACGAAUCCUAACUUGGUUCGCCCGUACUCGACUGUAACCCUCAGCAGUGUGGCAACAUUAAAUUAAUUGGUACGACAUCCCUGUAUGUAUGAGUGUUUUCCGUACGCCGUCUGUACGUUCAUACAUCGAUCAUACGGGAGGCUUAAAUUAAAAUAAACCAUUAAAAUGCUGGGACCAUGCAUUCAUUUGAUGGUCACGUUAGUAGGAUUCAAACAUAUUAACGACUAUAUCAAUUAUUUAAAGUCAAAUUACAAAAUGUAAUGUGGAGUUGAUUGGUAAUAAGAUGGUCGGUCACCUUCCAAUCCUGAAAAUAAAGACAGUAUUUAAAAAAAAAUUAAAAUAUCUUGUUUUAGUAUUAUUCCGUACACAAAUUAUAAACUACGUAAUAACGACGUCGUAUGAUGUAAGUGUGAUGUUAAUUAAUUUACUUUAUUUAUAUAUUAUUUAUUCAUACAGCUAUUAGCAUUUUUUCCAGUAUGUUAUUGUUAUAUAUAUAUAUAUAUAUAUACAUAUGUAUAUAUAUAUAAUAUUCCUGUUAUACAAUAGAUGGCUAAUAUUAUUCUUAAAAACGACUCUAUUUGUAACAAGAACACCAAUUUUCGGAACUAUAUACAAAAUCUGAGUAUAUUGUUAAGCUAAUAACAGUUAUCUUUAUAAAUUAUUGUAUAUAAGGUUCUUUUAUAUAUGUAUAUACAACGUUCAUCUUGUCAUUUUUAUUAUACAGAUUAAUGCAAUAAAUAUUUUAAACAAUUAUGAAAAUCAAAAAGCUGUUUUACUAGUUACUUGUUGCGUGUAUAGCGUUUUUCUCCACAAUAAGUUGAAAAAUUCCCCAGAGCAGAUCUUGCAUACAAACCAAUCACAACAAGGUUUGCAAAAUUAAAUGAUGCAAUGAAGCAGAAACUCAAAACAAAAGGGUUCGAUAAUUGAUUGAUGUGGAGAGUCGAAUGGCCGAGUGCGCGCUUAGGACAGCGGCGUAACUGGAUUGUGAGGGGCCCUGGUUCAAGAUUACAGUCAGGCCCCUGACACAUGUAAAUUGUCAACUAAGAUGUAUACAACCGAUGGGUUAGU
Messenger RNA from Anneissia japonica, 2262 nucleotides. Its product is annotated as T-lymphocyte activation antigen CD80-like. The coding region runs from base 265 to 1260 and encodes 331 amino acids. Lineage: Eukaryota; Metazoa; Echinodermata; Crinoidea; Comatulida; Comatulidae. The transcript has a single exon. The record is from RefSeq and is a predicted model, not a curated record.